Messenger RNA from Neurospora tetraspora, 1594 nucleotides. RefSeq lists its product as uncharacterized. The record is from RefSeq and is a predicted model, not a curated record. Lineage: Eukaryota; Fungi; Ascomycota; Sordariomycetes; Sordariales; Sordariaceae. Bases 105 to 1514 code for a protein of 469 amino acids. The transcript has 2 exons.
CAAUCACGUCGCCGAGUCCUGUUGCUUGACUCCUUUGACUCGAAAAAACACCCUCCGGGAUUCGGGAGCUGAAUACCCCAUUGCCAAGCCAGAUUAUCACCAACAUGGCUGACUCGACACACAACAACGAGUCUACUUCCACAACUCCAUCACCAGACCAGGAUCGCCAGAUCACGCCUGAGAAUGACCCGCGCCAUUUCCACCGCCGGCCUAUGCCUGCCACCGUAGAAGACGCGCCUGAAGAGGAGCCUCAACCUGACCGUUCUGCUGCCGCUACCGAGACCGAGUCUCAACAGCCCACAGAGGCCACAACCUCCAACACAGAGACCCCAAAUGCCAACGAGAACAACGACUUCAAUGAUGCGAGACCACAGACCGAAGCCAAUGGCACAUCAACAACCACUCAGACUUCAGAUGAGGCCAACACCGAAGCCCCUCGAUCUGGAUCUCGCCCUACCAACACCCAGCACUUUGAGAUCCGCUUUAUCUUCCCUCCUGUGACCUUCUUUACUACCGUCAUUUCCGAGCCUCUCGCCCCACAGUCUCAACAGCAACCGGCUGGCUCACAACCAAAUGGCCAGGCGCAAUCCACCGAGCAGUCGAACGAGCAGCCCAACAACCAGCAAUCCAAUGCUUCCAACUCAUCUACCAAUGGCUCCACUCCUAACAGCUCUACCGCUUCUGGUCCGCCCCCCAUUACCUUCUUUGGAUUGCACUUCUUUACUCCUACGCCUCCUCAUGUCCACACUGCUCCAGCAUCAAAUGCUACGACCAAUACCACCCAGACCGAAGGCACUGCGCAGCAACAGCCACAAUCCAAUGGCGAACAACCACAAGCCUCCGAGCAGCAACAGCCCCAGCAAGGUCCCCAGCCAGCCACUCAAGGCCAACCAUCCCCCUUCGGAUCUGGUCCCGUACCACCUGGUCUCAUGAACGCCUUCCUCUCCGCCAUCCUCAGCCCCUUCGGCAACCUUAACUUUGUUAACGACGGCGUUUACUCGCAAGAGGCCUUUGACCGCAUCAUUACCCAGCUCCGCGAGCAGCACGCCGCCCAGAACCCAGGCGGCGCCCCUCCAGCCUCUCAAGCCGCCAUCGAGAAGCUCAGAGUUAAGGACAUUGACGAGCAGAUGCUCCAGGGCUGCCAGGACAACAAGACCAAGUGCGUCAUCUGCGUCGACGACAUGACACUCGGCGACAAGGCCACGCUCCUGCCGUGCAACCACUUUUUCCACGGCGAGUGCGUGACGCCCUGGCUCAAGGUGCAUAACACUUGCCCGGUCUGCCGGCGGUCGGUCGAGGUCGAGGAGGCGCCCGAGAGCAAGAAGCGCAAGAACAUGGCGGAGCAUGAGCCCACGGGCAGGGACGGCCAUGGCAUUGACGAGGCGGCGGAGGAUGAGGACGGACAGCAGAGCGCCGCCACGGCCACUCCGGCGAUUCCGGAAAGGCAAAGGAGGCCAUAUGGACCCGAGAGGCUGCGUGGUGAAGGAGUGCCAAAGCGACGGCGUUUGGGUUGAUCCCAUAAUUUCAUUUUCGCCAUCGCGAUGAAAAAGAGGGCUGGGAUGGAAGAGGUCAUUUGGACUGCGGACGUCAGGAC